AUGGCAGAGUUUGAUGACCAACACAGCAGAGUUCCCGAGUCGGUUUUUUUGGGCGUACUAUGGGCUCUCACAGGCACGUCGUUGAUCUUUGUUGUAUUCCGCAUCUAUGCCCAAGUUACCUCAUUCCGUCGACUAUUCCUAGAUGACUUCCUCGUUGUUCUCGCAUGGAUCAUUAUACUCACAGCCGCAGUCAUUUGGCAAGUCGAUGGGAAGGUUCUUUACGAGUUAUACGCGAUCAGCGCUGGCACAAAGCCAUUCAAUCUUGAAUUCCUGCCAAGGUACAAUACAUUCAUGCGCUUUAAUGCUCCACUUGAGUUACUAUUUUAUUCGGCGCUGUGGUGUGUCAAAUUCUCAUUCAUGGCAUUGUUCUACCGAAUCAGUGCCAAGGUCAAGUCCCUCCGUAUAUGGUGGUUCGUGGUCCUUUUCUGUACAGCGAGUGUCUAUAUUGCAUCGGUGGCCGAUGUCGAAUAUAAAUGCAGUUUCGGAGGGCUGGACUAUAUUAUCACCCAAUGUCCGCAACCUAAUCACGUUCACUAUGAGAAUCGCAUGUUCUGGGCCAACUGUGCUGGUGAUGUUAUCACGGACUUGAUGAUCCUAUCUAUUCCCUUCCUUGCCUUAUGGAAAACACGAAUCUCGCUCCGCAACAAGCUCAUUCUGCUCAGCAUUUUCUCAGCAACUAUCUUCAUUAUGGUCACCGCUAUAAUCCGGGUGGCCGUCGGGAUGACCUAUGACCGUCAGAUGAAUAUCGACUGGCUAUGUUUCUGGAGCUUUGUUGAGGUGGAUGUUGCGAUUAUUGUCUCCUGUGUCGCCUCUCUCCGGCAGCUCUUCGUCACCUCACAUAUUCAGAGCUCAUCUGCAAGGGGCGCUUACCAUGACACGAACGAACCUAUUCUGAAAAGGUCAAAAGAGGGUCAUAGCCAAGAUCUGUCGCGGUCGGUCGGGGAUGUCGAGUCACCCACAAAUGAUGUGGUGCCCAUGUCGCCCUUAAGGGUUGUACAUGUUCAUCAAGAUUUUGAAGUCACUCGUGCUGAUGCAAGCUGUACUAAUGGUGAGAAGGCAUGCAGACACCAGGCUAGCUUUGACUAG
Penicillium samsonianum is the source of this 1086-nucleotide messenger RNA. RefSeq lists its product as uncharacterized. Lineage: Eukaryota; Fungi; Ascomycota; Eurotiomycetes; Eurotiales; Aspergillaceae. The transcript is spliced from 5 exons. The record is from RefSeq and is a predicted model, not a curated record. Bases 1 to 1086 code for a protein of 361 amino acids.